Messenger RNA from Thermothelomyces thermophilus ATCC 42464, 1221 nucleotides. RefSeq lists its product as uncharacterized. Gene Ontology annotation, biological process: proteolysis. NCBI's taxonomy places the organism in Eukaryota, Fungi, Ascomycota, Sordariomycetes, Sordariales, Chaetomiaceae. The coding region runs from base 222 to 965 and encodes 247 amino acids. The record is from RefSeq and is a predicted model, not a curated record. The transcript has 6 exons. Gene Ontology annotation, molecular function: deNEDDylase activity; cysteine-type peptidase activity.
CGAGCCUUGCCAAGAGGGUCCCCCGGACGAAUCCUCAGUCGCCUUCCAGUUCCUCCGCGGCUCCCGGGCCUGCUUGGUAAUUGCCGCCCUCCACAGCGCCCUGACCGAUGAACUACGUGCCGACGUGUCGAUUGCGCCCUCUUUAAACCUUUCUUCCCGACUCGUGUUUGCGCAGUUCAGCCUCCGAUCCUUCCGGCGAAAAGAUGCGUUUUCGGCAGAGCAUGGCGAGGCACUUUGGUGAUAGUCUCGGAAUGUCUUCUCCAAAGCCAUACCUCUCUUACCACGAUAUCCGCCUUGAUACCGAAGAUAUCAAAGCCUUGAAACAUGACUGGCUUACGGAUAGUGCCAUCGCGUUUUGGGAAGAAUGGCUCGAGCGAGAGGUUCUGCCCAAGUACCCCCAAGCCCGGAUUGUCCUCCUCCGGCCCGUCGUCUCGCAUCUCUUGAUGCAGACCACCGACCUGAAAGGUGACGCCUCAGCCCUGCCCGACUUCCGGAAGGUCACACACAUCUUCCUCCCGAUCAGCGACAGUCGGGACCGCUGGAACGCCGACAGCGGGAGUCACUGGUCCCUCCUGCUCGUGUCGGUGAUCGACCGGGUUGCGUUCCACUAUGACUCGCUAGGCGGGUCCAACUUCUCGGCCGCUAGGAGAGGGGCCGAGCGGUUGGGCAUGGUGCUCGGCAUUCCCCUGCGGUUUCACCAGCUGGAAGACACCCCGCAACAAGAAAACAGCAAGGACUGCGGCGUCUUUGUCUGCAUCCUGAUGAGGCACCUGCUCAUCAAGCGACUGCUGAACGCAAACUCCAACGAGAAAGUGUCCAUGUCAAUGGCGGGGAAGAUGAUCGACAGCCGUGGGGGGAGGAAAGAGAUGCUCCGGAUUGUCGAGUCACUACGGAAGGAGGGCGAGAGGCGGCGGAGCGCGAGCCCGUUUGCCGGCUCAUCGAAUGACCCGCCGCGCGUCGACUAGUGCGUUCGAAGACGGGGUGGUCACCAGGUCAUGCGACAUGUUUCCUAUUAUCGGGAAGGCUCGGCUCCUUUGUUGGUUAAACUUGAUAAUCUGGUUGGCAAGAGACGGAAGGAUAUAAAGAACUGGACGGUUGCCAGGGAUAUGAGGGUUUGUCAAAGGCUAUCAGCACGGCGUUUGUGUUGCAGGAGUUGGGGCGUUACCAGGAUAUGAGCAACACUCCGGGAUUGGCGGGCGUUGGUUCAAAACAAACAAACAA